Triplophysa dalaica is the source of this 735-nucleotide messenger RNA. RefSeq names its product ADP-ribosylation factor-like 2 binding protein (gene arl2bp). The transcript has 7 exons. Gene Ontology annotation, biological process: maintenance of protein location in nucleus; positive regulation of tyrosine phosphorylation of STAT protein. The record is from RefSeq and is a predicted model, not a curated record. Gene Ontology annotation, cellular component: mitochondrial intermembrane space. Bases 191 to 688 code for a protein of 165 amino acids. NCBI's taxonomy places the organism in Eukaryota, Metazoa, Chordata, Actinopteri, Cypriniformes, Nemacheilidae.
AUGUUAACAUACCACGAAGGAAUUGUAUUUUACGAUCAACAAAGAAGCCGUUUGUUCCCUACCGUCAUGAAGUUCAAGAUAAAGCUGAAACGCGUCAGCCAUGCACCAAAACAACCAGCUUAUUGAAAUAAUUUCAUGAUUGUUAACAUAUUUGUAAUAUCUGCUGGUUGGCAACGAGAACAUAGUUGAGAUGCAGAAUGUGGAGGAAGAGGACUUUGCUAUUUCAAAAUCAUCAGAUGCUGAUGCAGAAUUUGACAUCAUAAUUGGGAACAUCGAGGAUAUUAUAAUGGAUGAUGAAUUCCAGCACCUUCAGCAGUCUUUCAUGGAGAAAUAUUACCCCGAGUUUGAGGACUCUGAGGAAAACAAGCUCAGCUAUACAUCUAUUUUUAACGAAUAUAUCGAGACCUUAGAAAAGCAUUUAGAACAGCAGCUGAUAGAGCGAAUUCCUGGUUUCAACAUGGAUGCUUUCACAGUUUUACUUAAACAGCACAAAGAUGAAGUCUCAGGUGAUAUACUUGACAUGCUGCUGACGUUUACUGACUUUAUUGCCUUUAAAGAGAUGUUCAUUGAUUACAGAGCUGAAAAGGAGGGUCGAGGAUUGGACCUUAGUACUGGACUGGUGGUAAAGUCAUUCAAUUCUGUUUCUUCUGCAUCUUUGACAUCCAACAUGGCCUCACAAUCCAUCUGAACCAAUGAACAAGCAUCUCAUGUAAAUAAACUGGAUUAGUUAACACA